UCACAGCCGUGGGAACCGUGGCAGUGCCGCCAAGAGAGGACGCGGCCGCAAGUCGAACGUGCUGUGCGCGAGCUGCUGGAGACGGAGGUCAACUACGUCAAGCUGCUGGCUGCCAUUUGUGACGGGUAUCUGCCGGCCAUGAGCAAGCGCAUCGACAUAUUCUCGCCGAACAGCAUCCGCCUGAUCUUCUCGAACAUAGCGGCCAUCUACAAGUUCCAGAAAAAGUUCCUCGAGGCGUUGCGCAGGGGAAUCGAGCAGAACCAAAUCGCGAAGGUGUUCCUGAAAAUGCACAAGGGAUUCCUGUGCUACUCCAACUACUGCAACGCCUAUCCCCGGGCCCUUAUCGAGCUGGAGUCCUACGACCGCGUCAAGGAUGCACGCACCAUUCUGGAGAAUUGCCGCGAGUCGGAGAACCUGGCCGAGCUGCCACUCUCCGCCCACCUGCUGGCUCCCGUGCAACGCAUCUGCCGCUAUCCCCUGCACCUCAGCGAGAUUAUCAAGCCGGCGCGUGCUUCUGCUGCCAAGACGGGCAGCGAUGGCGAAAAAGCUGAAAAACCCUCGGCCCCUGACUACGAACAGCUCGACGUCAACGAGAUGGACAUACCCGACACGUACGAGACCGUAAACCUGGCGCUGGAGGCCAUGCGCGGCAUCACUGAGGCGGUCAAUGAGGGCAAACGCCACAGCGAGACCAUUGCGAGGCACCAGGCCAGCUUUCAGAACUUCAAGGGCCCGCCGCUGCAUCUGCACAGCGCACGCUUCUUCCUGCAGGUGGACGCCACACGCCAGAAGCAGAAUCUGUGGAACAGCAGCUACACUCUGUUCCUGUUCGACAACCAGCUGGUCUACUGCAAGCGCGACAUCAUCAAACGCAGCCACUUCAUAUACAAGGGGCGCAUAUUCCUCGACCGCUGUCGAGUGGUGAACGUGCGGGAUGGCAAGAUGUUCGGGCACACGAUCAAGAACUCGCUGCGGAUCUACUGCGAGUCGCGGGACAAGUGGUACGACUUCAGCUUCCGCUCGGCGAACCGCAAGCACCGCUUCCUCAACACCCUCGCCCUCGAGCGGCAGUUCGGCGGCAAGGCCCUCUACGUAUCGGAGAUGACUGGCUUCGAGUACAACUACGAGGAGCGGCCGGGCGACUUUUCCGAUCAGUCGGACUACGAGCUGCCCGACUUUGAGCACGCCAUGUGCGGCGGCACAUCGGCCAGUGGGGAGAGCUCCGUUCCGGAAUCGCCGGCCAAGUCAGCGUCCCGGUUCUCCGAUACUUUGCCGAAAAAAUCGCAGUCCCGCGAUGGCUUCGCCAGCGUGGACAACUCCCAGAUGCUGUCGACGACAUCGACGGGUUCGCUGGGACGACGCCGCAUUGGCAACUGGUUCCGCAAGCCAAAGAGCACCAACUGCACGCCCAGCCAGUCGCCGACGCACAAGCCGGGCUUUGACGCCGAUGAGACUCUGACAGCGGCCCGUGUGGCAGCCAUCGAGCUGGCCGAGGCCGCCGCCUCGCUCUUGCCAACGGACAGUUCAUCCGCCUAAGCACACAGAGAAUAUCAGAAUACAGAACACAGAACACAGAAUAUUAGACAUACAUCCAGGCCUGUGCGAAGAAGGCGCAUACUAUUUGUUAUGUUACAUUAUUGUUAAUGUUAAAUUGCCUCUACCAAUUGAAAAAAGUAAACAAAACUAACGAGUGUUACAGUAUAUUUUAGAAUUUUUUUUUCCAUUUUUUUUUUUUUGUAAAUCUUUUGUCGUUCGAGGAUUUCUAGACGGCAAAACGAUAAACGUGGUAAUAAGUUAUGUAUUUAGAUUUUUAGACUUACCAAAAACAAAACAAAAAUAAUGUAUACUUGUGGCAUUUGAAGGCAGCUUUCGAUAAAAGUGCCAGAUGCUGGUGUCGCCGACUGCUAGUCUAAAAACCCUAUUACCUAUUACCUACUACCUGUCCGUAUAAUCCUAAUUUAUGUGAUAAGGCGAUAAUAAAUUCCUGCAAAUUACACCAUUAUUGUAUGCUUUAAAGCCCUCUGUUUGUGUAUUCAAGUUCGCUUAGAGACCCCAGAAGACCGCACUCCAAGCUGAAUAGAAAACUACCCACAGAAAUACCCGAUACUGGGAUGCGUUUCGGAAACGUGCUCGCAACUAGAGAACAUUUAAACUGAAGGGAAGGUGUUUUUAAGAAUAUGGCAUCAAAAAUACAUACAUAUAUACGAAACUUGGCAUUUGUUAGUGUUUCCAGUAUUUCCACCUGCGAAAUUUGAGUAGAAAACCACAAAAUAAAUAAAAGAAAAAUAAAAAACAAACAUAUUAAUACAACAACAAAAAUAAAAUAGCGAACUGUGUGCAAACGGAAUGCAAACGAAUAAAUAUUGUAUUAUAUGGAAAUUGGUUGAUCAGAUUGUCAAUUUGAACACAAAACUCAACAAUGUUAGAAUAUGUUUAAACAAAAAAACAACAAAAACAACACAAGCAAACUGCAACAAAACAAUUGAGCGAAUUUAAUUUUUUUUAAAGAGACACGUAUCGUAAUAUAUUGUAUUGUAUUGUAUUGUAUUAUCCCCUUAGUAAUUAUGUAACCUAACGUCGAACAAUUGUCAAGAAUUAGUUGAAAGUUUAAUGUUUAAUGACGGUCUGUAUAAGUUAAUCAAAAAUGAUAAAUUCAAUAAGCAAUUGACUAUUUAAUAGAUAUUGCAGAGAGAAAUAUUGCUUGAAAUCUGCAAAACGAAACGCCAAAACGUUAACUAAAAAACACUAUACCAAACCAUAUACAACAUUUUAGUCCUGAAUAUACAUAAAAACAUACAAUACAUAUACAUAUACAUACCAUACAUAUAUAGACAAGUGAAACUAUUGCAAGGUGCGUGCGAAAAGAAAUGGCAUUAAUUUAUUUUUGUUUGUUUUUAUUUUACCCACAAAUAAACUAUUUUCAAAGUGAAA
Drosophila miranda is the source of this 2931-nucleotide messenger RNA. RefSeq names its product rho guanine nucleotide exchange factor 4-like. The annotation marks the transcript as partial. The record is from RefSeq and is a predicted model, not a curated record. Lineage: Eukaryota; Metazoa; Arthropoda; Insecta; Diptera; Drosophilidae. Gene Ontology annotation, molecular function: guanyl-nucleotide exchange factor activity. Gene Ontology annotation, cellular component: cytoplasm. The transcript is spliced from 4 exons.